This is a messenger RNA of Ceraceosorus bombacis, 985 nucleotides long. NCBI's taxonomy places the organism in Eukaryota, Fungi, Basidiomycota, Exobasidiomycetes, Ceraceosorales, Ceraceosoraceae. The record is from the annotation of a GenBank genome assembly.
AUGUCCCAUCCAGCACGUGAGUAUGCAUGCCGUCUCUCACCUCGCUUCUCUCUUGUCCAUAGCUGACACCUACCUCACUGCCUGCUCACCCACCAUCGCGCUCACCCACACCUCAAAAGUCGCUCGCGGCUCUCUAGCCAUCAUCUCUGGCGGCGCGUCGGGUAUCGGUCUAGCAGCCGCUCAACGCUGGGCAUCUUUGGGUCUUUCGGUUGGCAUCCUGGAUCGUGCAUCUCAGACAGAUCUAGACUCUGCCAUCGAGCGCAUCUCCUCUUCUGCUACCGGUAGCGCUUCUUCGGAAGAGUACAAAGGUUGGAGCGUGGAUGUGUCGGAUCGGGAAGCGGUCAAGAGGGUAGCGGAUGAAGUGCGCGCGUGUUUUCAAGGCAAAAAGUUGACCGUGCUUCAGGCUAAUGCUGGGACGGGAGGAGGAACAAAAGUGGGGAAUUGGGAUGAGCAUUGGGAGAGAAUUUUGAAUACAAACUUGUAUGGAGUGAUUCACAUCGUUCAAGCUUUCUUGCCGCUCAUUCAAGCGCACGACCAACCUGCCGCCAUCAUCACUACGGGCAGCAAGCAAGGCAUCACUUGUCCACCGGGCACUGGUCCCGCCUACAACAUCUCCAAGGCGGGAGUCAAGGUGUUCACGGAGCAGCUGGCUCACGAAGUUCGAGCUUCUUCAAGCACAAGGGACCGCGUCUCGGUGCAUCUGUUGAUUCCUGGAUGGGUGCAUACGGGCCUCACAGGUGCCAAGGAAGGCAAAUCCAAACCAGAUGGUGCUUGGUCGCCCGAACAGACGGUGGAUUACUUGGUGAGAGAAGGACUGGAAAGGAAGAGCUUCUACGUGCUCUGCCCUGACAAUGAGACGAGCAAAGAGAUGGAUCUGAAACGUAUCAAGUGGAAUGUCGAGGAUAUCACGCACGACAGACCCGCACUCUCGAGAUGGCACGACGAUUGGAAGGGCAAGUUCGACGAGUAUCUGAAGCAGUCGUGA